AUGCGGUCCUACGUCGCUCAGCUUGCCGAGCAGUGGUCCAUGAAGAACCUGAUCGCAUCAGGGAAUCAAUUCAAGAACUUCCCGUUCGCUCGAUACGCCACCGACGUCACGUUUCAACAAACAAACACUCCAUGUGGCUCGUACGCCGAGAAGAAGCAUUACUACAGUGGGAAGCACUCGCUCUACGGUCACAAAGUCGAAAUCUCGGUCGUCCCAAAUGGCUUUGCCAUCUUUUGCACAGAGCACUACAAAGGAAGUAUCUCGGACAAGACCAUCUUCGAUGAGAACGUCGAUGUGCACAAAGCAGGCCUCGCCAAGCAGCAGGACGAGACCCUUCUUGCGGACCCAAACCGUGAACACACUUCAUGGGCUGUGCUUGCGGACAAGGGUUACCAAGGCAUCCAGCAUGAAGUUCGGGCUGUGCUUCCCAGUAAGAAGCCAAAGGGCGGUAUCCUCACAUUCGAGGAGCAGCGUCGCAAUGACGCCAUCGCCAGCGACCGGGUCGUGGUGGAAAACUUCUUCGGACGAAUGAAGACAUUGUGGGCUGUGUGCACGGACAAGUACAGAUGGAGUCGGCAGAACUAUGACGUUAUCUUCCAGACAGGCGUGGCGCUGACCAACGUCCACAUCCGAUUCCAUCCCUUGAAGGAUGAAGAUGGCGAUGUGAACACCCAGUACAUCAAUCGACUAAAUGCCAUUGGUACGAAGCUCAUAAAGGACAAGAGAAAGGCAAGUCAAAAGCACAAGAAAAAGCGGAAGGCCAGGUUGUCCAUGUGCUUGGCUGGGGGUAUAUCUCUUGCUGCUGAUCAUGCGGGGUCUGAUGGCUCCGACACCGAGCUCGGUAGUCAAUUAUUCUAA
Messenger RNA from Aphanomyces astaci, 858 nucleotides. RefSeq lists its product as hypothetical. The transcript has a single exon. The record is from RefSeq and is a predicted model, not a curated record. The coding region runs from base 1 to 858 and encodes 285 amino acids. NCBI's taxonomy places the organism in Eukaryota, Oomycota, Saprolegniomycetes, Saprolegniales, Verrucalvaceae.